GUUGAGCAUGCAAACAGGUUUACGCCUCGUCUGGACAAGAAGAAGCUUUAUUUGUCAGGUUUUGUGAACAUUUUGCAGAAAUAACGAUUAAUCGCUCUUGUCAGGAUGUCCUACAGCUUGAAACACACCUUUGCUGCGCUGCCUCGUACCCAAAGAGGCCGGAGGCUUUGCAUUAAAGGCGAUCCAAAGGGGAAAUACAUACUGUAUUCGUUUAAUAAGGGUGUCAUUAUCAGAGAUGUCGAGAAUCCGAUGAAUGCUGAUGUGUAUUCUGAGCAUGCUCAUGAAGUAUCUUCAGCUUGCUAUGCCCCAAGUGGUUUUUAUAUUUGUUCUGGAGAUGUAUCUGGUAAGGUGAGGAUCUGGGACACAACGCAAGCCGAACAUCCAUUAAAGGCAGAUUAUCAGCCACUUGGUGGAGCAAUAAAAGAUAUUGCUUGGUCGCCAGAUAGCAAAAGAAUAGUUGUUGGUGGGGAAGGUCGUGGAUUGUUUGCACAUGCAUUUCUUGCGGAUACUGGGUCAAGUGUGGGCCAAAUGAUGGGCCAUUCAAAAACUGUGAACACAGUUGACUACAAGUCAUCUCGUCCCUUCCGUGUGAUCAGUGCAAGUGAGGAUUUCAGUUCAGGUUUUUAUGAAGGACCUCCAUUCAAAUUGAAGUUCACCAAUAAGGAGCACUCCAACUUUGUAAAUGUUGGGAGAUUUUCACCAAAUGGUGAACGAUAUGUGACCGGAUGCAGUAGUGGAAAGCUCUACAUCUAUGAUGGUAAAACUGGUGAACAUACUGGUGAAAUUGGAAGUCCUGCGCACAAAGGAGGAAUCUAUGAUGUCUCAUGGUGUUCAGAUAACAAGCAUCUACUGACAGCCUCUGGUGAUAAAACUGCAAAAAUUUUUGAUGUUGAUGCAAACACAUGUGUCCAAGAGUUCACAUUUGGUUCGGAUGUACUUCACCAGCAAUUAGCCUGCCUCUGGAUGGGUGACCAUCUCUUAACCAUUGAACUAUCCGGUUACAUCAACUACCUUGACAGGGAAAACCCCAGUCAGCCAAAGAAAGUUUUGAAGGGUCACAACAAAAAUAUCACCACAUUUGCAGUCACGGAAGACAAGUCACAUAUUUACACUGCGAGUUACGAUGGUCAAAUUUAUUGCUGGGAUGUAAGUAACGGAAUGUGUGAAGCAAUCUCUGGUAAACAUCACUCAAAUCAAGUCUCUAAGAUUGCAAUUAGUGGAUCAAAUCUCUACUCUAUCAGUAUGGACGAUUCGUUUAGGGUAACUUCAACAGAAACAAACGAAUACAGUGGAGACAGCAUAGCUUUCGAUGCUCAACCAAUCAACCUGGCAGUGGGAAAAGAUGGUUUAGCAAUGAUCAUCUGUGUUGAUCAAACGAUUGUUGUUACUCGCAACGGAAAGAAAGUCGCCAGCAAGAAGUUUGAUUUUCAGCCAUCCGCAGCCAGCAUCCAUCCCAACCAAACGGAAAUUGCAAUUGGAAGUCAAACGAAACCUGAGUUGUAUGUGUAUAGCCUGGAUAAUGACACAAUCGGGGAGUUGAAGAAGACUGUGGAAAGUCUUACUCGCGAGGUAUCUGUGCUCGAGUAUUCCCCCGAUGGCGCAUUCCUUGGAGUUGGUAUGGCUGGAAAAGACGUUACCGCUUUUAAAACAGCUGAUUAUUCGGAAGCAUCGCGGGCUUGGAGCGGACACAGCGGUCGUAUCACCUCGCUCAGCUGGACAUCAGAUUCCCGGCACCUCGCUUCCGGCUCUCUUGAUUCAAACGUCUUCAUUUGGGAUACUGAAUCAAUCAAGAAAACCGUCAUAAAAGGCGCUCAUCGCCUUAGUAAUGUCGUGGGUGUUCAGUGGUUGAACGACAACCAACUCACUACAACAGCGGCAGAUUGCUCUAUCAAAAUCUGGGAUAUUGUUCAUCACUGACGAAAAUUUGCCUCUUAUGUUACCAAAGAAGCCACCCUUAAUAUGUGCGAUUGCUCGGCGUGAGGAAAACUUGACAGUCACUAUAAUUUGUAUUAAUUUUUACAUAGAUUCAUUCCACCUUGUUUAUAUAGAAUAAAUUUAUUAUUUUCUAAA
This is a messenger RNA of Dendronephthya gigantea, 2070 nucleotides long. Its product is annotated as WD repeat-containing protein 1-like. The transcript is spliced from 16 exons. Gene Ontology annotation, cellular component: cortical actin cytoskeleton. Gene Ontology annotation, molecular function: actin filament binding. The coding region runs from base 106 to 1917 and encodes 603 amino acids. The record is from RefSeq and is a predicted model, not a curated record. Gene Ontology annotation, biological process: positive regulation of actin filament depolymerization; actin filament depolymerization; locomotion. Lineage: Eukaryota; Metazoa; Cnidaria; Anthozoa; Malacalcyonacea; Nephtheidae.